Closterium sp. NIES-67 is the source of this 2932-nucleotide messenger RNA. NCBI's taxonomy places the organism in Eukaryota, Viridiplantae, Streptophyta, Zygnematophyceae, Desmidiales, Closteriaceae. The record is from the annotation of a GenBank genome assembly.
CGGCCGGACGAGGAGGGUCCACUCUCUGGAUACAUCCAGGCCGCCCCAACCCUCUCAGGCUCCCCCCCGCCAGAGCUUGCGCCAGAGGGAGCAAGACAGCCCACGGGGGUUCCGACCGCCCCCUCCCCUCUCCCACCCACACAGGUUGGCACUCCGGCAGCCCCAACGCGGGUGGAAGCCUCGGUCCAACCCUCCUCACUAUGCCCCUCCCCAUCUUCUGCCACUGCAGGUGCCCCCCGCACUGACCAUGGCACAUGCCCAGGCGGCCAAAGGGGCGCUCCCCACAAGAAGGGCAAGCAGGGCGAACUCUCGGGGGGGAGAUUUAAGUCGAACAAACUCCCUCUCAGCCCAUGACGCCUCACCGCGGCGAAUCCCACCUCACAAGCCCCACAGCUGAGCCUCGGGCAGGGCGCAGCCAUCGGGGGCCUCACUCCGCUUCCCUUCCCUAUGGCCCAGCCUAUCACACCCCCAUCUCGUUCCCCCCUUACCCCGCCCACGCAUCCCACCCGGGACCCUCUUUCUACAAUCCAGCCCUCACUCCCCGCCCGCCUCUUUGUACAAGCCCCAGGCUUCAUCCCCACCCCCAGGACGGCUCGGCGCGCAAGCGCAAGCGCACGCUCACCCGACACAGUCACCCGUCGUCGGCGACCAGGCCCGCUCACCCUCCCAGCCAUCCCACCCCCAACCACAGCGGAGGGUGGUCACCCUGCGGACCUCGGUGGGACGACCUGUCGGCCCCGGUACAGGUCGCCGGAAGGGGAGCAAGACCAAAGGGGCAUCGGGGACAGCUCGGCCACCGGGGCAGACGGACAGGAGCUCAGCCGAGAUGGAUAUCGAUACAGAGGCGGAGGGAGCGACUCCAGCACCUCCCAAGCAGCCCUACAUCCCCCCCCAGCGUCCAGGGCCGAGACGGCCCACCCACCAUGACCAACCAACGUGCCGUCCUUCCCCCACCCACAGGCGGACAGUCACAGGGGGCGGACUGGGAGACGGAGGCGGCAGUCGCCGACCUGCUCGGGAUCUGGAGCAUAUCUGCUACCCCCUCUGCGCCCCCCCUAGGCCCAGCACCCCGGGCCGCGAGCGACCUGGCCGACGACCCCCAUGCCGCCGCCCGGUUAUCUCCCUCCACAGCCCUCGCACCAGAGCGGAUGGCCAUCGACGACUCAGACGCGCCCCUUGCCCCCCUCACUCGGCCCAGGCGGGACUACGCCUCGAGGCGAUCGUACCUACGCUUUGUCAGCACACACGCACUCUGGCCCUCCCCUAGAGCCUGAUGCACCCCUUGCCCCUGCCACCAUCCCACCACCCCACACGGCCACAGCUCAGUCUCCUAUGGUCUCCCCUCUCAGCUCACGUCGGGAAGGAGCGUUUCCGCGGCCGAGUGCUAUAGACCCUCACCCCCCACCCACACCAGCUCAUGGCUUGACACCCGCGGCCGACCCCGCCACCGGUGUUUUCCCCUCCCCCCAGGAUGCAGGGGCCGCACCUAGGCCCUCGAGCCCCCCGCCGACCCCUCCCCCUCUUUCGACAUUGCCGCCGCCGCUGACCCCUGUCCGACCCCAGGUGGCAGGUGAGCCUCCUUCCCCGAUGGCGGGCGACUAUCGACCGGACCCGGUGGUCGAAUCGGCCGCCUCCACCGCCAGCUCUGACGAGACCGGCCACACCGAUCACGCGGACGAGUCCACGCCAGCCCAUGAGGUGAGAUGUCCCACGUGCCUUCACCUCAUGGCGGACGACAGAGCUCUCCGACACCACACACCUCACUGCACCCCGAGCGAUGAGGCACGCCGUGUGCAGGCCCGCCAGGAGGCCGCCUCGGUCCGCGGGUCACUCUCACGCCCGGAUUCAUCUGUUCCCGUCUUUUCGGACACGCAGUGGGCGCAGCUGGACUCUGUGGAUUGGAGAGAGUAUUUGUUUCCGUCCUGGACGCAUGCUCGCCCGCUCCGGUGCAUCCCGUCGAGGGUCCGAGGAGGCAUCUCUGAUGUCCUCCGUGAGAUCACCUCCCGUAUGGAGAAGUAUCCGGACGCCGACGGCCCCCACAUCUUGUUCACGGCGGUGCCGACGCUGUUCUUAGCGCCGGCCACUCCACCAGAGCGGGGCCACACAGCUUCCAUCGCGGCUCGCGUCGCACGCUUCUUCCGAGGCACCGAUACCUUUGUGACGAUCAGCCUGCGCGACCGACUGGAGAGGAUGGCUGGGGUGCUGCCGUGGCUCCCGAGGCUGCGGCAGCCACAGACAGCGGCGCGCCUGCUCUCCGCGUGUGUCAGCACACGUCCGCAGUACCUGGCGCGGACAGUCCCCCCAUCACCAGAGGUACGUGCCAUCUUUGCAGCGUGGGACGCGUGCUUGGGAGCGACCCUCCAGCAGCUCCUGGUGCGAGGUACGUGGAGGGAGAGGUAUGCGAUCUGUGAGGCAGCCCUGGAGCAGGCUUUCCUCCCGAUCCGCAUCGGGGGCUUCGGCAUCCGACGCAUGGAGCGCAUCGCCCCGGUGAGUUAUCUCUGUUCGUGGGUGCAGUGCGCACCGAUUCUCUGCUCGUUGCCGUCGGUGGGGGAGGGCUUCCGUCAGAGCUUCGCAUCAGGUGACCCCACCCAGAUCGAUCCGUACAUCAUGAUGGCUUAGGAGGCCCUGCCGGCGGACGUCCUACGCCUCAUGCCAGCCUGGCCUUCUUGCGCGACAGGAGCACCGGACGGCCUCUUCAGAGAGGCCAGCAGACACAUCGAGACGCACGCUUUGGAGUCGAAAGUCCUGGCAGGUCAGUGCUCGUGCGGAGAGGAGAUCGCCGACAUGUCGGUGCCGCAUCACGCGGUGAGGUGCGCACGCUUCGCGGUCGCCACGACCAUCCACGACACAGUGAAGUACAUGCUUCGUGACUUCGCGGACGAGGCCGGCUUCGCUGUCCAGGUGGAGGACACGGCGCUCAUUCCGCACCUGG